Messenger RNA from Cyprinus carpio (common carp), 2165 nucleotides. RefSeq names its product probable cysteine--tRNA ligase, mitochondrial. Gene Ontology annotation, biological process: cysteinyl-tRNA aminoacylation. NCBI's taxonomy places the organism in Eukaryota, Metazoa, Chordata, Actinopteri, Cypriniformes, Cyprinidae. The transcript has 14 exons. Gene Ontology annotation, cellular component: cytoplasm. Gene Ontology annotation, molecular function: ATP binding; cysteine-tRNA ligase activity. The record is from RefSeq and is a predicted model, not a curated record.
CUCACUGCAGCACAACCGAGAGAGCUCUGUGUGUCAAAGUGUACCAGUUUACCAGUGAACACUGAACAUUCAAUGUGAUGACACUGAAAACAAACAGAUCGUGUAAACACAUCGAGGACAUUAAACUAUGAACUAAUAAUCGUCACACGUCAUCAGUCCAUAUCGGAAACCACGUUAAAAUGUGUAGAGAUAUUGAUCGUCAAGGUUAUGCGUCAUCUUUUUUACUAUUAUAACCACCAAAUGUAGUAAGAUGAAAAUGAGACUUCCUUUAGCAUUGAUUACAAAUGUAAGACUGCUUAAUUCUGGCUUUAGAAUCGGGCAUCGGAUUCAUAAUGGUGUUACAAAAACAUCAUUGCUGUCCAGUUGUAAUAUAUGCAGCAGGGUGGAGAGAAAGUGGAUAAAACCAGUGGGAUUUGACACGGGUGUGAAGACUUACAACAGUCUGACCAAGCAGAAAGAACCUUUGGUUUUGGCACAAGAAAGAAUUGCAACCUGGUAUAGCUGUGGACCCACUGUUUAUGAUCAUGCCCAUCUCGGCCAUGCGUGCUCAUAUGUCAGAUUUGACAUUCUGCAAAGGAUCUUAUCCUUAUUUGAAAUUAAUGUCAUCCACGUCAUGGUCAUCACUGACAUUGAUGAUAAAAUAAUACAAAGAAGCCUUGAGCAGAACAUCUCACCCACUGUCCUAGCAAGAAUGCAUGAGGAAGAGUUUAAGAGGGACUUGCAAGCACUGCGGGUUCUUCCUCCAGCUGUAUACAUGAGGGUGACAGACAACAUACCCCAGAUUGUAGCUUUUGUAGAGCGUAUUAUCGGAAAUGGAUAUGUCUAUGUCACAAGUCAAGGGAACGUCUACUUCGACACUCAGUCAAUUGGUGACCGCUAUGGCAAGCUUGUGAACCUUGGAGGAAUUGUUGGGGAGCUGGGCAACAGAAAUGUACAUGUAUCAUACCACAUUUGAAUGUAUUAUAAAAUCUUACCCCACCAAAAAAUAUGGAACAGAAUCAUAUUAUGCAAUGGUAACAUCCAUAAACACUUGUUUGCUCUUGUCUCCAGUUCAGUGUUUAGAAGCCAGUUGGACAUCCACUCUGGAGGAAUUGACCUUGCCUUCCCACAUCAUGAGAAUGAGAUUGCCCAAUCUGAGGCGUAUCAUCAGUGCGAACAAUGGGGAAAUUACUUCCUGCACUCCGGGCAUCUUCAUUUGAAAGGAAGUGUAGAGAAGAUGUCAAAAUCCUUGAAGAAUUAUGUAGCUAUAAAGGAUUUUCUGGAAUCUUACACUGCUAAUGAGUUUCGACUUUUUUGUCUUCUGACCAGAUACAGAUCAGCAAUUGACUAUAGUGAUGCUAGCAUGAAUGAAGCCCGAUCUACUUUGUCCACCAUCUCUGCCUUCUGCCACACUGCACAGGCCUACAUGCAGGGCCACUUACAGUGCCAGCCUAUAGAGGAGGGUAUUCUCUGGGAGAGGUUGUCUGCUACACAGUCUAGUGUUCGGAAGGCACUCGCUGAUGAUUUUGACACCCCAAAAGCUGUGAAUGUCAUUAUGAGCCUCAUUCACCAUGGCAACUGUCAGCUUCAGCCUGCUACUAAGAAUAAUGGGCCGAGGUGUCCUGCUGUAUUUGGAGCCAUGCUGUCCUAUGUCAGAGAAAUCAUGGCUGUUUUUGGAGUUGAUCUAUUGGACAAAAAGGAAGUCCAUGAUUCCUCUGGAGUUUUAAAUAAUGUGGUGGAGGAGUUGGUGCAUUUUCGAAGUAAGGUUCGUAAAUUUGCUCUUUCUGUGGAAGAUCAAGCUUCACAAAAUCCCCAGACUGGCUCUGAAAUUCAGAAAAGGCAUCCACAGCCAGACAGAGUGCCCUUGCUGAAGGUCUGUGAUGCCUUAAGGAAUAAUCUAGCACCCCUUGGAGUCCACAUUAAGGAUAGAGGCACAAACUCCACAUGGAAAAUAACAAGAGGAGAGACAAGGAAGAAUUAACCACUUACUGUUACACUUGCUAAGUUUUUCUUCUCUUCAAAGAAGUAACAGUUUAACUGAAAAGUCUUGAAAAAGACUAUUAGUUCUAUAGUGUAAGACCACCAGUAAUCAUAACCACAGCUUGCUUCUGAUGAUAAUGAUUGUAAUUGUUAAUACAACAUCUCUGUUCUUAGUUUAACCUAUAAUUAAAUUACUUUUUGUAUGA